AUGACAACUGUUCAAGAUGACGGCCUGGAGCUGUCGCUUCAUUCGGCCGAAUUGGGGGAGCCUUCUGAGCCAGAGGGCGACCUGCGGAAGCUGCUCACGCUAAACCCUAUCGACCAGCAUCGAAGUUUCGGCCGUAGGCUUGCCAUCGUGGCAGGCGUUGCUGAAGGCCACCGAGUUCAGGUGGUCUUCCAGGAAUCCGAUGAGCGUUGCCGGGCCGUUGACUUGAAGGUACUGUCGGAGAAGCUUCCGCGCACGCGCGCGCUGGCCAUGAGCAAGCAGGAUUUCUCGCUGACUUGCAGCGUUGCUUGCGAGGAAGACCGAGAAUCAAGCAAGGCGAGCGGGCCUCCAGUCUUCCAAGCAGACCGGCUUCUUUCCCUUGGCGCCAGAUCCAGAAAAGCUGAAAUCAGGCUGCAGUGCAAGGAUGUGAGACAUGACGUCUUCGCCAGUUUCAUUGCUGCAGAACUCUUGCAGUCAGUGGAGGGCUCUGCAAGCCUCGGCUACAUCCUUGAGGUAGCCGGAGGAAAAGGAGCUCUGGCUUUCGCUUUGCACUCACAUGGUAUCGCAGAUGUGGUAGUAGUCGACCCCAGGCAAACUUCUGAGAGCCUGCCCACGGUUGAGAUGUCCGACCUCCAUCCAGAGGGUGAGGAGGAUGUCCACUCGGAGCCUGCCGUGCGACAUGUCAGGGCACACUUUGAUGAUUCAUCUCGGGACUUGGUCGGCAAGGCCCGCGCCGUGGUUGCCAUGCACCCGGACGAGGCCACGGAUGCAGUCGUGGAGUUGGCCCUCUUGGCCCGCUGCCCUUUCGCCGUUGUGCCCUGCUGCGUUUUCCCAACUCUCUUCAGCGACCGACGCCUCAUCGAUGGCAGUGGAGUUGCGGGCCGCUCGACUGGAUGUGCUCCGCGAGGAGAUACACAGGACUUUUGCGCUUCCUACGGGAAAAGGACGGCAAUGCUGAUUCGCAGAAUUGGUAAAGAAGAGGAUUUGCUUCCGGGCUCGGAAGACAUGGCAACACCUGUGGUGUGCUCGGCAGUGGAGAGCCUGACGCUGGCCGAAGCGUUUUCGAUGCAAGCAGAGGUGAACUUUGCACACAUCGGCUUCUUGGUUCUGUGGCGUUGCUGCUUCUUGCUGCUACAGCUUCCCGCCAUCAAGCUGUUUGGCUCUUUGAAGAUCACAGCUUUCAUGGGGCUGCGCAUUGAGCUGGCGCCUCGCUCCUUCGAUGACCUGGAGCGAGCUGAGGCCAAGAGGUUAACGCUGACCCUUGUCCCAACAUCUGGCAAGAAGCUUCAUCUAGUGUUGCACCAAGAUGCUUCCGUGGGCAUUGCCGGAGUCAUGUAUGACUGCGCAGCCUUGCUGGCAAGACGGCUUUGCGAGGAACCAUCCCUUCUGGGAUCCAAGGUCGUGGAGCUGGGCUGUGGCACGGGCUGCGCUGGACUCACUGCAGCAGCACUGGGAGCAAAGGUCGUCCUGACAGAUCGGAGCGAGCGCGCCUUACGUGUGGUGCAGCAGUCGGCCAAGGAGACUGGCCUAGAAGUUCGUACAAGUCGCUGGGAGUGGCAUGAGCAACUACCGGCAGAAUGCCGUGGAGCUUCCACCGUGUUAGCAACCGACGUGGUGUACAGUGAGGACACCUCGGCGCUGCUGUCUGCGUUGAAAGCGGUCACGGUAGCUGGCACAGUGGUACUGUUGGUGGUUAGAGUCAGAAGCUUGGCGGCAUUGGCUGGAUUGCGGUCCCUGCUGCAGGAUGCCAGCCGCGUCUUCAAGGCCGUUGAGUCGUUGAGGGUCGGGGUGGCGAUGAGAUGUGGAUCGAAGGUUGAAAGUCACGCCGCAGUGCUGCAUGCAGUAGUCAUCCUGCCGUGCAGCGAGCCCAGAGGCUUCCCUUUUUGCUUCAGGAGUGCGCCCCGGCACAUCUUGAACCAGCAGCAUGCGCUCGCCUGCAAAUGUGUGGAAAGGCUCCUUCACCGAAUUUGCCAGGGCAUUGCUAUGGAAAGUACAUUGAAAGUACUAUGCCCUGCCCUUCCAAGUACUGCAUUGAUCUCUCCCCCCAAACAGUAA
This is a messenger RNA of Symbiodinium sp. CCMP2456, 2052 nucleotides long. NCBI's taxonomy places the organism in Eukaryota, Dinophyceae, Suessiales, Symbiodiniaceae. The record is from the annotation of a GenBank genome assembly.